This is a messenger RNA of Prorocentrum cordatum, 1185 nucleotides long. The record is from the annotation of a GenBank genome assembly. Lineage: Eukaryota; Dinophyceae; Prorocentrales; Prorocentraceae.
GCGAUCAUGGCGUUGAACGACCUGGACGCACCGCUGGCGGCUGCGCGGCGUCUCGCUUCGGUCCAUCCUGCGAACGCCGCCCAAGCAUCAGUUUUGCAGCGCAUUCAUCAGCGAGUGGACGCUUUCGGCGACCCGCUCGGCAUGGACGGUGAUGAGGCGCUCCUCUCCAUUUUGAAGUCCAAGGACGUCUACAGCGGCAGGCCGACGCCAGUUCGACCUUAUGAGCCGCACCUCCUGAAGAUUCUCGACAGCGGCAUCCGCCCGUUGCCCAUCCGCUCGCUGGUGCCCGACUCUAUGCUCCCGCUCAUCAACGAGCCCGAGAAGUUCAUCUUCCGCUCCCAGUCGGUGCUUGAUGGCAUGGUCGAGUCAGGUGAGCUGCCGCCCGUCUACCCCUUCUGGGACGUCAACCUGCGGCGGGACCCUGCCCUGCGGCUCGACCCGUUUAAGAAGCUCAUGCGCAUCGGCCUCGUCGGAGUGCAUACGCGAUGCCGCGCCCGCGCCAGCAUCUUCUUCAUCGGCAAGAAGGACGGUUCGUCGCUGCGCAUGGUCAUCGACGGCCGCGAGCCCUCGAGCAUGCACCGUCGCCCUCCGCGGACCGAGCUGGGCUCCGCCGCGGCCCUCAGUGGCCUCUGCCUCGACUCGGGCCAGCUGUGCGCCAGCGACGACGGCUGCCACGGGGCCAGCGCGGACCUUCGCCAGGGCUUCUACCAGAUGCAGUGGCUCGAGAUCGGCAGCUGGUUCUGCUUCGACUUCCCGAUGGCCAUUCGCAACUUUGACACCGACUCCGUCUACGACGAGGUGAGCCAGACCUACAUGCAGGUGGAGCCUGACACCAUCGUGUACCCGUGCUUCCAGGGGCUCGCCAUGGGCUGGAGCUGGUCGCUCCACAUCUGCAACGGCAUCACCGAGGACGUCACUCGCAUCGGCAUCAGUCAGGCCCUGCGCAUCUCGCCCGACAGCGUCAGGAUCGUCUCCGAGCGUGCCCCCAGCGCGCGGCUCGCCCCAGGCCAACUGGCUGGCUCCUCGUAUGUCGACAACUCAAACGUCGCGGGCUCGCCUCGCAGUCUGGUCAACGCGGCGCUCGAGGGCAUCCUGUGCGAGUUUCAGAGACGGGGACUCUCCUAUCACGAGGUCUGCUACGCGACACAGGACUUCGUGUGCUGCGGUGUGCGGUUCGACUUCACA